CCGCUCUUCCGUUCCCGUCGCCCUCCAGUCCCUGCCGCCGGUGGCCCGCUUAGGCUGUCCCUGCGGCCCUCAGCUGCCUCCCACGCCAGGGGCCCACCCCGAGUGCACCCCCGAGAGCUCCUCUUGUGUCUUUCCCCCUUCCUGGUACAGAGGGACACAGUUGGGUAGGGUUGGGAGUACCAGAGACACUGCCCGUGGUGUGUUGGUGCCAGUGGGGGAUAACUUUCUCACACGUUCUUUGGUAAUUCUAAGUCUGGUCACUCACUGACUCCCUGGUUUCCAUCCUGUUUCUGACUGUCAGCUUAAGGGCUGUCUGGUGCAGCAAACAGCUCUUGUUUUGGUUCGGUAGGUUUGCACAUUGCCAGGGAGUGAAUUGUGCCUGCUUGUGUUCCUGCUCCCAGGCUGACAGAAUCGGGCCUUUCUAUGGUUGACUGGCACCUGGUGAAAGAGAUGAAACCCCCGAGGACGCAGCAGGAGUGGGAAGCUGAGUUCCAGAAGUAUCAGCAGUUCCCAGAGUUUAAAAUCCUGAAUCAUGACAUGACGCUGACAGAGUUCAAGUUCAUUUGGUACAUGGAGUAUUCGCACCGUAUGUGGGGCCGUGUUGUGGGUUUGGCCUACAUUCUGCCUGCCGCCUACUUCUGGAAAAAGGGCUGGCUCAGCCGCCCCAUGAAGGGCUGCGUUCUUGCGCUCUGUGGGCUGGUCUGCUUCCAGGGGCUGCUGGGAUGGUACAUGGUGAAGAGCGGGUUGGAAGAGAAGCCAGACUCUUACGACAUUCCUCGGGUCAGUCAGUACCGUCUUGCAGCACAUCUCGGCUCUGCGCUGGUUCUGUACGCUGCUAGUCUGUGGACAGGGCUGUCUUUGCUGCUUCCGCAACACAAGUUACCUGAAACCCAUCAGCUCCUUCGCUUGAGACAAUAUGCUCAUGGCACUACAGCUCUCAUUUUUCUUACUGCUCUUUCAGGUGCCUUUGUGGCAGGGCUGGAUGCUGGCCUUGUGUACAAUUCCUUCCCCAAAAUGGGGGAGCGCUGGAUCCCAGAUGAUCUCCUUGCCUUCUCCCCCGUGCUGAGAAAUAUCUUUGAGAAUCCUACAACUGUACAGUUUGAUCACAGGAUCUUGGGAAUUGCCUCGGUUACAGCAGUCACAGCAUUAUUCCUCUUCUCGCGGAAGAUCCCACUCCCUCGCAGGACCAGGAUGGCAGUGACUUCCUUGUUGGCUGUGGCUUGCAUGCAGGUGGGCCUGGGCAUCAGCACCCUGCUGCUCUACGUCCCCACGCCUCUGGCCGCCACGCACCAGUCGGGCUCCCUGGCGCUGCUCAGCGUGUCACUCUGGCUCAUGAGCGAGCUCCGGCGGGUCCCCAAGUAACCCGGCAGAGGGAGAGCCCUCCCGGGGGAGCUGCGCCGCUGGCCCGGAGGCGGCAGAGACACCCCCCGCACACCCCGGGUGUGCUGGGGUGGGCGGGCUACGUGCGCCCAGCCGGGCGGCGGCGGGUGUGAGCGCGAACGUUGUAACAUAAAGGAGUU
Athene cunicularia (burrowing owl) is the source of this 1520-nucleotide messenger RNA. It is a transcript of the gene COX15, whose product is annotated as cytochrome c oxidase assembly protein COX15 homolog. Lineage: Eukaryota; Metazoa; Chordata; Aves; Strigiformes; Strigidae. Gene Ontology annotation, molecular function: oxidoreductase activity, acting on NAD(P)H, heme protein as acceptor. The coding region runs from base 424 to 1362 and encodes 312 amino acids. Gene Ontology annotation, biological process: heme A biosynthetic process. The record is from RefSeq and is a predicted model, not a curated record. Gene Ontology annotation, cellular component: mitochondrial inner membrane. The transcript has 7 exons.